This is a messenger RNA of Oppiella nova, 1559 nucleotides long. The record is from the annotation of a GenBank genome assembly. NCBI's taxonomy places the organism in Eukaryota, Metazoa, Arthropoda, Arachnida, Sarcoptiformes, Oppiidae.
ACUCCCAAUUUACACCAAUAGGUUUGAUUGUAACAUUGAUGGUGCCCUACGACCAAAUAGACCCUGAUUCAGCUCUGGUUGAAAUGUUUGCACAAAAUGGAGCCCCCAAUUUAAAAAUGAUUGUCGCCUUUGGAGCGCUUGCAGGACUUUUAGUGUCAAUGCUGGGCUCAAUGGUAUUAGACUUAAAUAGUGGUAUAGACUUACUGGUCAGUAUGGAUAAUGUAUAUGAAUUGCCUACAGUUCCCAAUGCCAAGAGUGGUGUAUGCGAUGGCAAAGGAUGGUCUGCCUGUCCCACACCUGUCAAAGAAGUUGCGCCACAAGUCGCGCCGUCUGCGCCCCAAUUCACACCAUUCAUCACUAAUAAAGAGCAACGAAUUCAUACGAAACGAACGAAUCGAUGCGAUUCCUCUGAAAGUGACGAAACCGAUCCAAACUGUUUCAGACAAGAGAGCAAAGACGAUGAGUUCUUAGUGCCAGGAAAUGCUGGCUUUCAUUAUGGAUCCGUUCCGUACCAACACGGGGGCAGUAGUGGCAGAAGGUCUGGAAUUCUCGACAAAUAUGAGAAACUAUUUAUGUAUUUAUUUCCGUACGGAUGGAAAGUUCACGGACCAGCUUCUGAAGAGACAGGUCUUCAUGUGGUCAAACUGGUGGGCGUACUCUUUAUACUCACUAUCAUAUUCGAUGUUAUUAUGGCUUAUUAUAUCAAUUAUCUCGAUUGGAGCAACAAUCGUCUUAUUGUCUUAUUCUUCGGAGGAAUUUUCGUAGCUAUUGUUGGCUGUAUUCUAGCCAUUUCCAGACAGCCACAGAUCAGGUGCGAUUUGAAAUUUAAAGCCCCGGGAGUGCCGUUCGUGCCUGCGAUUGCCAUAAUCAUUAACAUAUAUCUAAUAUUAAGGCUUUCGAUCUUGACUUUAGUCCGGUUUACCGUUUGGAUGAUCGCCGGACUUGCGAUGUAUUUCUGUUAUGGAAUCAAAAACAGUUCUUUGGAAGCGAUGGCAAACACAGAGAGCAAAGACACUCAACAAAUAGAGUUAACUAUUCCUCAAAACAGAGUUAAACCGUCUUUGCGGCCAACAAGCGAUGCAAUGAACAGACCCAAUGGUUUUGCGAGUACUUUCUCGUCGUCUACUGCCGUUUCAGAUGAUUGGCAUACCGUCUCAGAUGAUUGGCAUACAUUUGACUAACAAAUACUUCCAUUCCUAUCGAUCAUUGUCUUAAUCUACUAAUCGUUUGAAUAAAUGGCUUUUCGCUGUAAUGCUUGUCAUUCACCCAAUACUGAGGACAGGCUGUGAUAUUCAGUGUUUUCUUUUGAUGUGAUAUUCAAUAUUAAUAUCAAUAUAUUAUAUCAUAACUUAUAAUCACAUAAAAUAAGUUACAUUAUAUUACAUUAUAAUAAAUAUAUAUAACUUUAUUUAAAACAACGAAUUUUUUAAAACAAAUUCUCUUCCCUUUCGACUCUAUCGUCAAACAAAUGUUCAAUAAUUCAGACAUUUAUCACAUAAUUGUUUGUCAAUUAAAUACCUGUAUUAUCGAAAUAUCAAUUUCUAAUUCAUUAUUACCGA